AUGAAAGUGUGUACUAGUACAUCAAAAACACUGAGUGAUGAUAAAAAGAGCCAUAUAGGAGCAUACUGCGGUCCAGAUAAAAGAAAGGCUUGUGGAGGGGAAAUGGUCAUGAGUUUCUUGGCUGAUGUAGUGCCUCGUUCGCUUCUCCUUAAAGAGUUUCGGCCCAUUAAAUCCCCAAAACACCGUACAAGUCCUUUCUUUCCUCUUCUCAUUUUACGCGUUUCCAGCCCUAGGCCAAAAUCAGAUCGACGCCUCCCCUCCCUCGAUUUUCUCCCGAAAUCCCUCCUCGCCGGCGAACCCUUAGCCGCUGCCAUCCAUCAGCAACCGCCGGCGUCUCUCAACGGCCCCGCCAGGCCUCAGUCCGUUCACCUACGGCUGAGAUCCACCGUGGGCGCGAAUAUCCGUGAGCAGAUCCGCCCAGCAGCGAACCACCGUUGCGAGCUUCUUUAG
Molecule: messenger RNA, 450 nt
Organism: Striga asiatica
Lineage: Eukaryota; Viridiplantae; Streptophyta; Magnoliopsida; Lamiales; Orobanchaceae
Source: the annotation of a GenBank genome assembly